GUUCGAAGACGCGAGCACGCGAGGUGCAGCGCUCCGGAUCUGUCAAAGUCGACGUCGUCGCGCGGUUAUGGUUAUCCCGAGGACAAGCUUUUGGUCGCGCAUCUUAUGAUACAUACGAACGAGAUUCACAACGGACGCGGACGGUACCAGGACGAACCAUGGUGCUGAACGACUGCGCGGACCCGGAGAAGGUGGGAUGCGGCUUCAAUGCGUUCCGGGAGGUAGACGAGGUGACCGAUCUGAUAGCGGAGCUGAGAAGGCCGGAUCUGACGGCGAGUCUCGUUGAGAGGAAUCGGGACCGCUUCAACUUCAUUCUGUCGCAAUACCAAGACCAGCACCAUCUCCUGGACCCGUAUCUUGAGAGAAUCCUAGGAUCCUUGUUAUCGAUCAUUAAAGAUGAUGACACUCCAGAGAACAUCAAGCAUAACACAUUCAAAUAUCUGUUUAUUAUCAUGUCCGUGAAGACAUAUAAGAAGAUUGUUACUUACCUCCCACAUGAAGUGGUGGAUCUCUUGCCUGUGCUGAAGAUGCUGGAGAAACAAGAUCCGAAUGAUGUGGAAACGUGGGAGACUAGGUAUGUCUUACUUGUCUGGUUGUCCAUCAUCUCGAAGAUACCAUUUCCUCUAUCUCGUUUGGAGAUGUCAGAGAACAUGGAUCCAGAGCAAACUAUCAUUGUCAGAAUUUUAAAAGUAUGCAAAUUGUAUUGCCUUUCAAAAGAUGCAUGUGCUGUAGCAGCUGUGUUUUUAGUAGCAAACUUUUUAACAAGAUCAGAUGUCAAGAAGUUAUACUUGAAAGAAAUGAUUAUGUGGUGUUUAAAGUGUAUAGAAAAUGAUCCUCUGAGACACGGACCUCUGGCUGUAAUAGCUUCAAUAUUAAAACACAGUGCCAGAGAGGAUGUCAAGCCGUAUAGCCAAAUGCUUCUAGAUAAUAUGCUGAAGCUUCGACUGAGUGACAAUCCUGCAGAUCUUAUUAGAAAAUUUGGAAUAAAAGUUGUUCAACGCAUAGGUUUGGUAUUGUUAAAAACAAAAUUAGCAUCCUGGCGCUAUCAGAAAACAAGUCGGCCAAUAAGUAUUAUGCCUAAUGUUAAAAUGGAUAAUAUUGGUAACACUGAAAAUGUUAUUGAGAUUAAGAAAUCCAUCUCAAAUGAUAAUGAAGAUCAAGAGAUUCCUCCAGCCAUCGAGGAUAUAAUAGAGCAACUCAUACAGGGUCUUCGAGAUAAAGCUAUUACUAUAAGAUGGUCAGCAGCAAAAGGUAUUGGCAGAAUAACAGCGAGAUUGCCGGUGGAUUUAGCUGACGACGUAUUAGGAUUUGUAUUGAAUCUUUUUUCUGGACGUGAAUCAGAUUCGGCAUGGCAUGGCGGUUGUUUAGCUCUCGCGGAGCUUGGAAGACGUGGCCUAUUAUUACCUCAUCGUUUGAGUGAUGUCAUUCCCGUAGUCCUACAAGCCUUAGUCUUUGACGAACCUAGAGCUUACGGAUCGAUCGGUUAUUUAAUCAGAGAUGCUGCUUGUUAUAUAUGUUGGUCUUUCCCAAGAGCCUACGAUUCGCACAUUUUUGAACGUUAUGUCAAAGAAAUCGCGGCAAUGUUAUUAGUUGUAACGUGCUUCGAUAGAGAGAUAAACUGUAGGAGAGCAGCGUCCGCAGCGUUUCAAGAAAACGUUGGCAGACAGGGCAACUUUCCGCAUGGCAUAGAUAUAUUGACUGUUGCCGAUUAUUUUGAAGUUGGCGUCCGGAGUCACACAUAUCUCAAAAUCAGCGUCCAAAUUGCACAAUAUGAAGAGUAUACGAAGCCCUUGAUAGAUCAUCUAGUAGCAAGAAAGGUUACACAUUGGGAUACUGCAAUCAGAGAGCUUUCAGCUAGAUCGCUUUUCAAUCUGACUCCAGCCGAUCCACAUUAUAUGAUAAACACAGUAUUGCCGGCUUUGUUGGACAUGCUAAAUUCUAUCGAUUUAAAUGUUAGACAUGGCGCAGUAUUAGCUACUGCGGAAAUUCUCGAAGCUUUACAUCAUCAUUUUAAUGAUAAAAUUGAAAAUAUCAUCGGAAUUACGGCUGUUGCUGAUAUACAAGAUAUAGUACGAACUUUUAGAAGUAGAGGACAAUUUAAAGGACUUGGAGGAGAACUAAUGAAACAAGCGUGUGCUUUGCUAAUAAAGAAAUGCUCUAUUGUUCACUUUCCUAUUCAUUUUACAGAUGUUAUAGAUGACUGGCAGAAAUUAUUAGAAGAGUGCUUGAGUCACGAAGUAUCGGCAGUAAAAUUAAAAGCAGCUGAAGCGCACACGAACUUUUUCAUAGAAUACUAUGUAGAUAUCGAUUACGAUGCCCGAAGUGCUGUGGUUAAUCGUUAUUUGAAAGCCCUACAAUCAAAUAAUCAGCCUAUUAGAAUAGGAUUUGCACAAGCGAUAGGUCAUUUCCCAUUGUUUGUUAUUCGUGAGAGAGUGAAAGACAUCAUAGAAGCAUUAAUCACAUGCACUCACAUAUCCGAAAAUACACUGAAAUGGGCGCAAAGUAGAAAAGAAGCUUUGCAUUCUCUAAUUAUGGUGCUACAAACAUUAGGAAUCGACGAAGUCGACAAAUGGCAAUCAUUUGUGCCAGAUUUGUACAAUUGUUAUUUGUUGGCUCUCAAAGAAUAUACGAUAGACAGUCGUGGAGAUAUAGGCGCUUGGGUACGAGAAGCAGCUAUGAUUGGAUUACACGUAUUGACAAACUUGGUACUACAAGCAAAAUUAUUAUCUGUGUUAAAUAAAGAUUUAAUGGCUAAUAUUAUCGGCGGCAUUGCACAGCAGGCUGUCGAGAGAAUAGAUGGAAUUCGAGCUCAAGCUGGUACGGUAUUUAGUGCGCUUAUACACAGCGAUCCGCCACUUCCAAAUAUACCACAUCAUAACGAAUUGAAGGCUAUAUUUCCUUAUAAUGAAUGUAAGGAGACUAUCGAAUGGCGAAUGGAAUCUGCAACAUUUCCGCGAUUUAUUAAGAUGUUAAGUUUUCCGCCAUAUAAAAUGAAUUUAUUACGCGGAAUUAUAUUUAGUGUCGGCGGCUUAAGCGAAUCUUUGGUGAAAUACUCAAGUGUCUCUUUAUUUACGUAUCUACAAGAGAUUGAUGAAAUCGGUUUAAAAGAUUUAUGUGAAAAUAUAUUAAAUAUAUUCGAGGAAAGUCAUAAAAAUGAAAGAAUGAUAAUAUCGAUACUGGCUUUCUUGGAUCGUUUAUUAAGUUCAGGCUGUAUACAAUCUGUCUUGGAUGAUGCGGACAAUACAAUUGCAGAUCGUAUAUUGACGUUAUUAAAACAAGAAAUAAAAUAUUUUAGCAAUAUGAAAUUGCUCAUUAGUAGUAUAAAUGUUUUCUGUCAGUUGUUACAGAUACGAGGACCUGUUUCGAAAAGAGCAUUUUGUCAAUUGAGUAUAUUUUUAUGUCAUAAAUAUACAAGCUUAAGGAAAACAACGGCUAUUCGUACUUAUGAAGCAUUGACGGUUUAUGGAGAGGAGAUGGAUGUAGCGGAAGAAGAUUUAGCAAAUAUACUUACAAAAUUGAAUGCGACCGAUUGGGAGCAACCAAUCACAGAUUUACGUCCAAUCAGAAAUAAUUUAUGCGAGCUAAUGAAGGUACCUGCUCCAGUUUUGCAAAUAAAAUCAACGAAUUGAGAAAAGCUAAUUUGUGCGUACGAAAAUCACAGCUUUUCGUUAAAAUUAUAUUUUAUUUCUAUGGCACGAAGUGAGACAAAGUUUAACUAAUACGAUAAAAUAAUUAAGAGAUUCUGAUAAUUCUCUCAAUUGAAUACAAGAGUUUAAUACUACUAAACUCUAAUACUGAUUACUGAAUUUAAAAAUAUUGUAUAUAUGUAUGCGUAAAGAUAUCUUUUUCUAUUGUGCAGGCUUAUACAUUUUGUAAGAUGAAUUUAAUAAUUUCUAUCGCGUUAUUUUAUACAGAAUGAAUAUGUAAAAAAUAUUUCUAUAAUAUCAAAAUAGAAAUGCUUAUAACAUACACUCAGAUUUAUAGGUAUUCAUACACCUAUACAAUUCACGAAUCAGUCGUAUUUACAUUAUCAAAAUUGUCAAAAUACAUUUUUCAAAAAUACA
Molecule: messenger RNA, 4064 nt
Organism: Pogonomyrmex barbatus (red harvester ant)
Lineage: Eukaryota; Metazoa; Arthropoda; Insecta; Hymenoptera; Formicidae
Gene: TBCD
Product: tubulin folding cofactor D
Biological process (GO): microtubule cytoskeleton organization; tubulin complex assembly; post-chaperonin tubulin folding pathway
Cellular component (GO): lateral plasma membrane
Molecular function (GO): beta-tubulin binding; GTPase activator activity
Source: RefSeq, a predicted model, not a curated record